This is a messenger RNA of Triticum urartu, 866 nucleotides long. RefSeq lists its product as uncharacterized. Gene Ontology annotation, cellular component: chloroplast thylakoid membrane; thylakoid. The record is from RefSeq and is a predicted model, not a curated record. NCBI's taxonomy places the organism in Eukaryota, Viridiplantae, Streptophyta, Magnoliopsida, Poales, Poaceae.
GCCAGCCCACCACCCCUCAUCCUCCCCGGGAGCUCGCCGAAACCUCAAACCCCAGAAACCAGCUGGUCGCCCUCCACAGAAAAGAAAAAGAAAAAAGCAGUGUGGAGUGAGAGAGAGAGAGGAAAGCAUGGAGGUCCUCGUCUCCACAACCGCGGCCUCCGCUCCCUUAUCCUCGGCCCGCGUCCACCGCCGGCCGCUCCCUGCCUCCGUGACCUUCCGCGCCCCGGCCCGACGAGGCUGGCGCUGCCGCUCCGCCGCGCCGACCAGGCCUGACCAGGUGCCGUCCGAGGAGCCCGCGUCGGCGUCGGGGUCCGCCACCACUACCGUCGUCACGGACAAGCCCGACGCGCCGGACGGGGAGGUCUCCGGUGGAUUUGUGGAGGUGACGGUGGAAGAUGCGCCGGUGUCGUCGCCCGAGGCGGAUGGCGGCGUGGACGACCUACUCGGCAAGUUGGACAUCCAAGUGACACCCACUACUGUCAUCCUCGGAGGCGGUGCUUUGAUUGCUCUGUUGAUCCUAUCUAAAAUCAUUUCUGCAAUUGAUUCUGUUCCCCUGCUUCCAAAUGUGCUGGAAAUCGUAGGAACUGGCUACUCAGUCUGGUUCAUCACACGGUACCUCCUCUUUAAGGAAAGCAGAGACGAACUGUUUGCGAAAUUUGAAGAUCUGAAAAACAAUAUCAUUUGAGCAGGGGAAGAGUGAUGAUGCUUUAGCAUACGUUUAGGCUUCACAGCCAGCUUAUUAUUUUAGGCCGUCUUCUUUUUUCAACUAUUGCUGAAAGAAAGAAACAAGUUGUGUUGUAAGCUGUUUCCUCUCAUCAAUCAACUGUAAUGAGAGAUCUGAGUUUUACUAGUGUGCUUGCUCGAAA